Molecule: messenger RNA, 429 nt
Organism: Elephantulus edwardii (Cape elephant shrew)
Lineage: Eukaryota; Metazoa; Chordata; Mammalia; Macroscelidea; Macroscelididae
Gene: TXNL4A
Product: thioredoxin-like 4A
Exons: 3
Coding region: 1-429 (142 amino acids)
Biological process (GO): mRNA splicing, via spliceosome
Cellular component (GO): spliceosomal complex; U4/U6 x U5 tri-snRNP complex; U5 snRNP
Source: RefSeq, a predicted model, not a curated record
AUGUCUUACAUGCUUCCACAUCUACACAAUGGCUGGCAGGUGGACCAGGCCAUUCUGUCUGAGGAGGACCGCGUCGUGGUCAUUCGGUUUGGACACGAUUGGGAUCCUACUUGUAUGAAAAUGGAUGAGGUUCUCUAUAGCAUCGCUGAAAAGGUUAAAAAUUUUGCAGUUAUUUAUCUUGUGGAUAUUACAGAAGUACCUGACUUCAACAAAAUGUAUGAGUUAUACGAUCCUUGCACUGUCAUGUUUUUCUUCAGGAACAAGCACAUAAUGAUUGAUUUGGGCACCGGCAAUAACAACAAGAUCAAUUGGGCCAUGGAGGAUAAGCAGGAGAUGAUCGACAUCAUCGAGACUGUUUACCGAGGGGCACGCAAGGGCCGAGGACUGGUUGUAUCUCCCAAAGACUACUCUACCAAGUACAGAUACUAA